Molecule: messenger RNA, 724 nt
Organism: Tripterygium wilfordii
Lineage: Eukaryota; Viridiplantae; Streptophyta; Magnoliopsida; Celastrales; Celastraceae
Product: enhancer of rudimentary homolog
Exons: 4
Coding region: 144-452 (102 amino acids)
Source: RefSeq, a predicted model, not a curated record
UAUUUUUGUAUUUUGUCUUCUAGGAGUAAUUUCGCACGCGAUUCUCUUUUCGCUCCUUCACUCCGCUCUUCCUCUUCCCUUCCCUGCAAACUUCCACUACUCGCUUUUCGCGGCUAGGGAAGGUCAUUACUGUAUCGCAUCGCAUGGCGAAUAGGCAUACCAUUAUCCUGAUGCAAACCUCUCCGAAUCGAGCAAGUAGAACAUUUAUGGAUUAUGGGUCAAUAACCCAAGCGAUGGAUGGUAUAUGUGGACUAUACGAGAGGAAGCUCAAGGACUUGAAUCCGGCCAUCAGAAACAUCACUUACGACAUUGGAGAUCUGUACAAUUUCAUUGAUGGUCUUGCAGACAUGAGCGCAUUGGUUUAUGAUCACUCAAUUCAGGCUUACUUGCCGUAUGACAGACAGUGGAUCAAACAGAAGACAUUUCAGCACCUCAAGAAAUUAGCAAAUUGAAUGAAGCGUACGCUGCAGCUCAAAUAGAGUGAUUGCUACUAAUAAUGAGAAGCUGAAAUACAGGGAAUAGUGUGUGAAGUGCAGAACUGGAAUCUUGUUUGGGCUUUCUGUUACCCCACAAUGUUGUUAAGCGUACUCCCCCACCACCCUUUAUGUCGUAGUGUACCUCGUGCAAAAAUAUGUUAAACAAUCUCAGCUUUCUCGGAUUACCGAUGGAAGUUACCUAUGUAGUGUAAAAUUUUCAAUAUGAACCGAGUAAUUGUAUGUAGACA